GAAUUUACAAGAGGCUCAAACUAAAUGAAAUGAAUAGUGCGAGACCAGAGUCAUGAUCCGCAUGCGAAGAAGAGGUUUGCUCUGGAGAGAAGAGCAGAAGAAGCAAGCCUGCGAGGACAAGUUGAAGUUGAUUGAGCAGUUGAAAUGUAAUGAUAAAUGGGCACUUCUCGAGCAGAGACUAAAAGCGGCGAGACGAGCCGAGGCUCAGGAGCGGAAUAAUAUGUUGAAGAAAAGAAGAGCUUCGACUUCUCAGCUUCCCGACUCUUCCCAUUUGGACGGGAGAUGCAGAAUGAAGGUCAAGAUGCGACCUACGCUAUCGGCUGCAGAAGAAGAUGAAGCAUUCGAUGGCUACGCUUCUGCUCUCUAUAUCUUCAUGUGGGCCAUGUUGGUCUUGCUGGUUUUGCUCGUCAUCAGUACCCUCUACCAGUUCUGCAUGGUCGUAGACUUGAACUGGACCAACAAGUAACGAACACGGUCGAGAUUGACGGAGCUUAUCUU
Hyalella azteca is the source of this 498-nucleotide messenger RNA. RefSeq lists its product as uncharacterized. The record is from RefSeq and is a predicted model, not a curated record. NCBI's taxonomy places the organism in Eukaryota, Metazoa, Arthropoda, Malacostraca, Amphipoda, Hyalellidae. The transcript is spliced from 2 exons. The coding region runs from base 53 to 466 and encodes 137 amino acids.